AUGGACAUGGUUUCAUUCAACUUUCUAUUAAGCCUGGAUGUGCCAUUUAUAAAAAUAGGCUCUGGUGAUUCCAACAAUCUUGUUUAUAUCAAGUACGCGGCUUCGAAGAAUAUACCACUUGUAGUCUCGACGGGAAUGAUAGAUAAGUCGACUGUUAACUCCAUUUAUGAAAUAAUAGCGGCUAAUCAUAAACAGUUUUGUUUAAUGCAUUGCGUAUCCGCAUACCCUACACCGUAUGACGACUGUAAUUUGAUGGUGUUGCAAGAUUAUAGAAAAUGCUUCGACGUUCCCAUUGGUUACUCUGGUCAUGAACUUGGAACGAAAAUAGCGGUAGCCGCUGUGAUAUUAGGAGCCAAGGUGAUUGAAAAGCAUAUAACUUUAGAUAGAAGCAUGAAGGGAACCGACCAUCAGUGCUCACUUACGCCGGUAGAGUUGCAACAGCUUGUGCGGGAAGUACGCUGCGUCGAAGUAUCUCUUAAGAUCCCCAUAGAUACGAAUUUUUUGGCGGCUGUGAAAAUGGUCGAAGUGAAGAUAACCGACGAUAUCAAAAUUGGCGGCAACAAUCCGUGUUUCAUUAUAGCAGAAGUUGGACAGAAUCACCAAGGUGACAUUGAAGUUGCAAAAAAAUUGAUAAGAGCAGCCAAGGAGUCUGGUGCGAGCUGUGUUAAAUUCCAAAAAACCUGUCUUAGUGAAAAAUUCACAACAAAAUAUUUAGAAAAGCCUUAUGACAGCGCCAAUUCCUGGGGCAAAACAUAUGGCGAACACAAGAGGCACUUGGAAUUUUCUGAAACACAGUAUAGAGAAUUGUUCAGAUAUGCUCAGGAGAUCGGUAUUUUGUUUUCGGCCUCCGCUAUGGAUAUGGUGUCAUUUGAUUUUCUUGUCAACAUUAAAGUACCGUUUAUCAAAAUAAGCUCAGGGGACUCGAACAAUUCGCUAUUUUUAAAGUACGCCGCAUCGAAAAAGGUUCCAUUGAUCAUAUCUACUGGAAUGGUGGACAAGACAGCUGUGAAAACGAUCUAUGACAUAAUAUCGGCACAACACAAACAGUUCUGUCUAUUACAUUGUAUCUCGGCGUAUCCUGUGCCAUUCGAAGACUGCAAUUUGACAGUUCUACAGGACUACAUGAAAUCCUUUGACGUGCCUGUUGGAUAUUCCGGGCAAGAAAUUGGGACGGCUGUCGCCCUAGGCGCUGUGGCUCUGGGUGCGAAGGUAUUGGAAAAGCACAUAACCUUGGACAAGAAUUUGAAAGGCACCGACCACGUGUGUUCGCUAACUCCGACCGAAUUUCAACAGCUGGUGCGCGACGUGAGAGUGAUAGAAGCGGCGCUUGGUACACCUAUCAAAAAAGUCGUCACUUCGGAAAUACCGUGCAUCGACAAACUGCAGAAGUCCCUCGUGAUGGGCAGCACUAAAAACAAGGGCGAGAUAUUGUAUCCCGGCGACGUGAAGAUAAAAGUGGCCGAGCCCAAAGGGUUGAACGCGUUACGUUUCGAGGAAGUGAUCUAUAAGACCCUCGUGUACGACAAAAAGGAGGACGAGCCUCUCAACGAAGGCGAUUUUUGU
Iphiclides podalirius (scarce swallowtail) is the source of this 1563-nucleotide messenger RNA. The record is from the annotation of a GenBank genome assembly. Lineage: Eukaryota; Metazoa; Arthropoda; Insecta; Lepidoptera; Papilionidae.